This is a messenger RNA of Impatiens glandulifera, 5892 nucleotides long. RefSeq names its product nuclear pore complex protein NUP205. The transcript has 45 exons. The coding region runs from base 72 to 5720 and encodes 1882 amino acids. NCBI's taxonomy places the organism in Eukaryota, Viridiplantae, Streptophyta, Magnoliopsida, Ericales, Balsaminaceae. Gene Ontology annotation, cellular component: nuclear pore. The record is from RefSeq and is a predicted model, not a curated record.
GCUGCCCGACUACUCUCUCUCUCACUGGUAGUCGUCUCCGUUUGCUUUUCCGACGAGACCACCGGCGGCAAAUGGUGUCUCCAAAGCAGCUCCUUUCAACCAUAGAGUCGUCUCUUCUCAGUUCCACAACUCCCACGCCGUCGCAGAGAGUCGAGCUCUUUCAUGCCAUUCGCCAAUCAUUCCCUUCUCUCAAGUCCCUCCUCUCAUAUCCACCUCCAAGGUCAUCGGACAGAGCAGAAGUUCAGUCUAAAGAAGUCAGACUUCCGGAUUCUUCUCCAAUUUCUCUUGACGAUCAGGAUGUUCAGAUUGUUUUGAAGUUGAGCGAUGAUUUACAUCUCAAUGAAAUAGACUGUGUGCGAUUGCUUUUAGCAGCUAAUCAAGAGUGGGGAUUACUAGGACGAGAUGCUGUGGAGAUUUUGCGUCUUGCAGCGGGUCUUUGGUAUUCUGAAAGAAGAGAUAUAAUAACAGCUCUUUAUACACUUUUAAGGGCUGUAGUGCUUGACCAGGGUCUGGAAGCUGAUCUCUUGGCUGACAUUCAAAAAUAUCUGGAAGAUCUUAUUUGUUCUGGACUCAGGCAAAGAUUAGUUUCUCUCCUGAAGGAACUAAAUCGAGAAGAACCUGCUGGUUUGGGUGGGCCACAAUCUGACCACUAUGUUCUUGAUUCAAGAGGCGCCCUUGUGGAAAGGGUGGGGGUUGUAUGCAGGGAAAGACUCAUUCUUAGUCAUUGCCUUGUCCUAUCUGUUCUAGUUGUCCGACCAAGCCCAAAAGAUAUAAAGGAUGUGUUUUCUUAUCUGAGAGACAGUGCCACUGGACUUGAUGGAACUAAUGACACACUAAAGCAUCAGAUAACUUAUAGCCUUCUCUUUUCUCUUGUAAUCACCUUCAUAUCAGACGCACUGGCUGUUGCUUCUGAUCAAGUUUCUGUUCUAUCUCAAGAUGCUUCUUUCAGGCUUGAAUUUCAGGAAAUUGUGAUGGUUCCAAAUAAUGAUCCUGUGGUUGAGGGUUUUGUUAACUGUGUAAGAUUUGCAUGGGCUGUUCAUCUAAUGUUGAUACAAAAUGGAACUGAACGUGGGGAUGUCGUAUCAAAUGCUUCUAUGGGUGACACACGGAAUAUUUUUUCGUGCUUGGAAGUUGUAUUUGGAAGCAAUGUUUUUCAUUUUGUCUUGGACAAGAUUCUAAAAACUGCUGCCUAUCAGAAUGAUAACGAGGACAUAAUCUACAUGUACAAUGCUUAUAUGCAUAAGCUGAUUACAUGUUUUCUUUCUAAUCCAGUUGCUAUGGACAAGGUGAAAGAUGCAAAGGAGAAGGCUAUGACUGCACUUAAUCCAUACCGCAUGACUGGAUCUCAAGAAUAUUUACUGGAGAGUGGCAUGCAUGUACAAGAUGCUGCUGAAAGACCUCAGCCAUUCAUUUCUAUGUUAGAGUUUGUGAGUGAAAUCUAUCAGAGAGAACCAGAGUUAUUAUCAGGAAAUGAUAGCUUGUGGACAUUUGUCAAUUUUGCGGGAGAGGAUCAUAGUAAUUUUCAAACUCUUGUGGCCUUUCUGAGAAUGCUGAGUACUCUGGCUUCUAAUGAGGAAGGUGCCUUGAAGGUUUUUAACUUGCUUCAGGGUAGAACAUUCAGGUCUAUUGGUUGGAGUACUUUGUUUGAUUGUCUAUCAAUUUAUGAAGAGAAGUUUAAGCAGGCCUUUCAGACUGCCGGGGCAGCAUUACCAGAGAUGCAAGAAGGGGAUGCAAAAGCACUUGUUGCCUAUUUGGAUGUCCUGAAAAAGGUUGUGGAAAAUGGGAAUCCAGCAGAAAGGAAAAAUUGGUUUUCUGAUAUUGAACCAUUGUUCAAGCUCCUUGGUUUUGAGAAUGUGCCUCCAUAUUUGAAGGGUGCUCUACGUAAUGCUAUAUCAACGUUUGUUCGCGUUUCUCCUUCCUUAAGAGACAAUAUAUGGAGUUACCUGGAGCAAUAUGAUCUGCCAGUAGUUGUUGGACCUAAUAUUGGAAGCAGUGGCCAAUCCAUGACAACACAGGUGUAUGAUAUGCAGUUUGAGUUAAAUGAAAUAGAAGCUAGAAAAGAACAAUAUCCUUCUACAAUAUCCUUUGUUAACUUGUUGAAUACACUUAUUGCUGAAGAAAGGGAUGUGAGUGAUCGAGGACAAAGAUUUAUAGGCAUAUUCUUGUUCAUAUAUGAUCAUGUUUUCGGGCCGUUCCAGCAAAGAGCCUAUGCUGAUUUGUCUGAGAAAUGGGAAUUAGUUAUUGCAUGUCUUCAACAUUUUCGGAUGAUGCUCAACAUGUAUGACAUUGAGGAAGACGACAUUGAUACUAUCAUUGACCAAUCCCAAACAAUUGCACAACCUUCUCCACAUCAAAUGCAGUUACCGACAAUUGAGUUACUCAAAGACUUUAUGAGUGGAAAAACAGUUUUCCGAAAUAUUAUGAGUAUUAUUCUACCAGGAGUCUAUUCUGUUAUUUCUGAGCGUACCAAUCAAAUGUAUGGGCCUCUUCAAGAAAAGGCAGUGUUGCUCUCUUUGGAAAUUAUAAUCCUUGUGUUUGAGAAGGACUUGAUAGUUUCUGACUGCUGGCGCCCUUUAUACCAGUCUCUGGAUGUAAUUCUUUCUCAUGAUCCCAAUCAAAUAUUGGCUUUACUGGAGUACGUUAGAUACGAGUUUCAUCCCCAAAUUCAACAAUGCUCUAUUAAGAUUAUGAGUAUCCUAAGUUCUCGUAUAGUUGGUCUUGUACAGUUGCUGGUAAAAUCCAAUGCUGCUAGUUUGUUGAUUGAGGAUUAUGCAGCUUGCCUUGAACUGCGAUCAGAAGAGUCCCAGAUCAUUGAGAACAGCAGCGACGAUCCUGGUGUUCUCAUAUUGCAGCUUCUCAUUGAUAAUAUUGGUCGUCCUGCUCCAAACAUUACACAUUUAUUACUAAAGUUCGAUCUAGACAUUCCUGUGGAAAGAACAAUCCUGCAACCUAAAUUUCAUUACAGCUGCCUCAAGGUUGUUCUUGAUAUAUUAGAAAAGCUCUCAAAGCCUGAGAUCAAUGCCUUGCUUCAUGAGUUUGGUCUACAUCUUCUUUAUGAGUUAUGCACUGACCCCUUUACAUCCGGUCCAACCUUGGAUCUGUUGAGCAGUAAAAAGUAUCAUUUCUUUGUUAAGCACUUGGAUACACUUGGCACAGCUCCUCUUCCUAAAAGAAGUGGUAAUCAGGCUCUUCGAAUCAGCUCCCUUCAUCAGCGAGCAUGGUUAUUGAAGCUUUUAGUCAUUGAUUUACAUGCUGGAGAUAUGAGCAUUUCAUGUCAUCGAGAAGCAUGUCAAACUAUCUUGGGUCAUGCGUUCGGACAUGAACCAAUUCUAGAUGGUAAUGGUUUUGAUACAUCUAAGUCUCUAGUCCUUCCAAUUGGCCCUGACAGUAAUGUAACCAGAACAAUCAGUAAGAGCAAGGUGUUGGAAUUGCUUGAAGUUAUCCAAUUCAGGUGCCCUGACACUGCUAAGUAUUCCCAAAUGGUCUCAAAUAUGAAAUAUUGUUCCAUGGCUGAGGAUAUCCUAACAAACCCUGCUACCUCAGGUAAGGGAGGUAUUUAUUACCACUCAGAGCGUGGUGACCGUUUGAUUGACCUCGCUGCAUUUAGAGACAAACUUUGGCAGAAAUUAAACUCUGCUAAUCCCACCUCUGGCAGUGGAUUAGAGCUCAAUGAAGUACGAGAUGCCAUUCAGCAGCUGCUACGCUGGGGAUGGAAGUACAAUAAGAAUCUUGAAGAACAAGCUGCUCAACUUCAUAUGUUAACGGGUUGGUCACAGAUUAUUGAGAUCUCCGCAUCCAGAAAAAUAUCUUUGCUUGAAAAUAGAUCCGAGAUCUUUUUUCAGUUGCUCGAUUCCUCUUUGACUGCUUCUGCUUCACCUGACUGUUCCCUUAAGAUGGCAGCUGUAUUGACUCAGGUGGCCCUUACUUGCAUGGCUAAAUUACGGGAUGAAAGGUUCUUAUAUCCUGGAGGAUUGAACAGCAACACCAUUACACCUCUGGAUAUUAUUUUAACCAAGCAGUUAUCAAAUGGAGCCUGUAACUCUAUUCUGCUGAAACUUAUUAUGGCAAUUUUAAGACACGAAACAUCUGAAGCAAUAAGAAGACGCCAAUAUGCCUUGCUUCUAAGCUUCCUUCAGUACUGUGAGCAUGUGCUCGACCCAGAUGUCCCACUCAAUGUUGUGCAGAUUUUAUUCCCCGAUGAUCAAAAUUCCGAAGAACUGGACUUCCAGAAGGUUGACAAAGAGCAAGCUGAAUUAUCUAGGGCCAACUUCUCUAUCAUAAAGCAAGACACUCAAGCAAUCCUGGAUCUGGUUAUAAAGGAUGCAACUCAAGGAAGCGAAUCUGGAAAAACAAUUGCAUUCUAUGUCCUGGAUGCACUGAUCUCUAUUGAUCAUGAAAAAUAUUUCUUGAAUCUCCUUCAAAGCAGGGGAUUCCUUCGGUCUUGUUUUCUGAGUAUCAGCAAUGUUUCCUUCCAUGAUGGAAGGCGCUCAUCGGAUUCGUUACAUCGUAUGUUUAGUCUGGAAGCUGAAUUGGCUUUUCUGCUGAGAAUUAGCCACAAAUAUGGUAAACAAGGGGCCCAAGUUCUUUUUACGAUGGGGGCUUUGGAACAUGUUGGUGCUUGCAGGGAAAUUAAUAUGCCAAUCAAGGGAAGUUUAAGGAAUAUUGAUGCUAUAUCAAAACGAGGUACAUCAAUGAACUUUGACAUUAACCGCAUGAUCAUUGUGCCGAUUUUGAGGCUGGUUUUCUCGCUCACCUCCUUGAUUGAUGUAUCUGAAUUCUUGGAGGUGAAGAAUAAAGUUGUCCGUGAAGUAAUAGAUUUUGUCAAAGGACACCAGUUUAUCUUUGAUCAAGUUCUUCAAGAAGAUGUUAGUUUAGCUGAUGAAUUGACACUCGAACAGAUCAACCUUGUUGUCGGCAUUCUAACCAAGGUUUGGCCAUAUGAAGAGAGCAGUGAGUAUGGUUUUGUUCAAGGGCUUUUUGGAAUGACUCGAGCUCUAUAUUCACAUGAUGAUUCUGGAUCCCUAACAUCCUUUCAGAAUCAGCAGAAAUCAGAGCUCAACAUAUUCCGCCUUUGCUUUAGUGUGAGCUCUUAUUUGUAUUUCCUAGUAACGAAGAAAUCGUUAAGGUUACAGGUUUCGGAUGAUGGUAAGAAUUCUAAUACAUCUACCAGGCGGCAGCAACCUACAUUGAAUUUGCUAGUCUUUUUCCUCAAUUCGGUUACAGAAGCUCUUGAAAGAGCUGGUGAAGAAAAGACUAUACUUCUUAACAAGAUUCAAGAUAUAAACGAGCUUUCAAGACAAGAGGUGGACGAGAUUAUCAGUACUUGUACCAAACAGAACUCGAUUGUUCCUUCUUCCGACAACAUACUGAAAAGGCGAUAUAUUGCAAUGGUGGAAAUGUGUCGAAUUACAGGAAAUAGAGAUCAGCUAAUUACCUUAUUGGUAUUGCUGGCAGAGAAUAUCUUGAACACUGUUCUUGUCCACUUUCAGGACAGUUCUUAUUUUCAAGCUCCGAGUGAAACUCCUAAAAUGAUUGCAUAUAAUAGCAGCCAGCUGAUGAGUGGUGAAGACGAAGACGAGUCUUUGCUGUGUGGGAAGUUAGUUGAUGUCUUGGAGAGGCUCGAGGUUCUCUCUGAGGAGAAAACAGGUCAAAACCUUAAGAUUUUCCGCAGAUUAGCGAGUUCGUUGAAGGAAAUGGCUAUCCAAAAGUUGACAUUAUGAAGCAAAAUCAUCUCCCCGAUAAUUCGCUAGCUCUAUUAUAUAUGUUUGUGCUUGGUUAGUAUGAUCUCUUGUUUAAUUUAGUGUAUGUAAUAGUGGUCACCCUAAUUUGGGAAUAUAAAAAAAUAUUACUGUAAUUCAUCUACUUUUAACUUAUUUUCCUAAGCAAGAUUUU